AUGGUCCCACAAUACGAAGCCAUGCCUCUCCAAGUCCCCCUCCCACAGCUCUCAAAGCAAGACUUUGAACUCAAGAUCGAAGGAGUGGGUCAAUUGACCAAAACCCAUUACAAGGAGGAUAGGUUACCUUGGGAUCGAACCAUGUACAUGGCCAACGUUCGGUGGAUCGAACUCAAGGCCCAAGUAUAUGAACGCGCACACACAACACAUAUCGCUGAUGUUGAAGAAGUCAGCCAAGUUUUAUUCCAAUCCACCUCUAUUGUAUUCGGAACGGAGGAUAAUCCAUCACAUGAGACUAUUACUGAACCUCGCGUCCUCUCGCAUGUCUUCAACGUGCCUAGUCACAUGCCGAGUGCGCUCCAGUCGAAGCGCAAACGCGCUCAAGUGAUCUGGAAGCUCGUAUUCAAAGUGUAUCGCAAAGCUGGAGCUUUCAAGCGGGACAUCGCUCACGAGGCCAAAUUUCCUGCAAUCAAGAGCUACCUACCUAUCCCGGGCGUCGAGCACGAGGCUCCCUUAACAAUAGGAGGAGAUAGCCCCAAGGGUGAUAUUUCUUGGUUAUUGUCAAUUCUAUUAGUACCUCCCAAGAUCCUUGUACGCACCAGGGACACAACCAGGGCUUCCCUUGUGCUCACGGCGAAGCCUGGGCACUCAAUCAAGUCUCAACUCCGAUCCGUACAACUGGAGCUGACUGAGUAUGUGGUUGCUUCUGGAGAACCUGAUGUUCUCAUUGAUACACUUUAUCGAAAUAAAGUCGACACAUCUGGAAGCAAUAUCGAGAGCAAAGAGGGUUGCUCUUUUGAUUUCGAUUUGGUUGUCCCGAGCAAAUCAAGCCCUGACUAUACGGGAACAUUUAUGUCCGUGACGCACCGCCUUCAAGUCACCACAACAUGGAAAGGCCGUUUGCUUGAUAAAGUGACUAGCCAUCCUGUUGUAAUUGCGGCGCUCAGCCAUUCGGAGAGGCAGCGAGCAAUCGAAGAGGUGGCUCUGGUUGAAACAGCACCUUCUAUAGCUCCGCCUUCCCUGAAUGAUGACAUCCCUCCACCAUCUUAUAUUUCAACACAACGCCUGGUAAACGGGAGUUUCGUAACUCUCAUGGCUCAUCACAUGAAGACGAAAUGUCCUCAAUCUCAUACCGGUCGAACAUAG
This is a messenger RNA of Rhizoctonia solani, 1146 nucleotides long. RefSeq lists its product as uncharacterized. The transcript is spliced from 11 exons. Bases 1 to 1146 code for a protein of 381 amino acids. NCBI's taxonomy places the organism in Eukaryota, Fungi, Basidiomycota, Agaricomycetes, Cantharellales, Ceratobasidiaceae. The record is from RefSeq and is a predicted model, not a curated record.